Lycium ferocissimum is the source of this 432-nucleotide messenger RNA. RefSeq lists its product as uncharacterized. Bases 1 to 432 code for a protein of 143 amino acids. Lineage: Eukaryota; Viridiplantae; Streptophyta; Magnoliopsida; Solanales; Solanaceae. The record is from RefSeq and is a predicted model, not a curated record. The transcript has a single exon.
AUGUCAUCUACCAUUGAGCUUGAGCAUCGAGCAUAUUGGGCGAUCAAGAAGUUCGAAUCUCGACAUGGUUCAAGCCGGAGAAAAGAGAUCUUGCUGCACGAGUUGGAAGAAUUUCGCUAUCAUGCUUAUGAAAACGCGAAAAUGUAUAAGGAGCGAACCAAGAGAAUUCAUGACAGGCGCAUCCAAUCUCGUGACUUUGAGCCUCGGCAGUUAGUCUUGCUGUAUAACUCUAGGUUGAAGAUUUUUGGUGGAAAGUUGAAGAGUAAGUGGUCUGGGCCAUUUGAGGUAGUCCGUGUGACUGCACAUGGAGCAGUUGAGCUGAAGAAACCCAACUCGGAUGAGACAUUCUUGGUGAACGGGCAACGAGUGAAGCAUUACUACAGGGAGGCCACUAACUGUGAAAGGUCCUCCAUCGAUCUAGAAGAGGCUUGA